AUGGACGACACCGAGAACAACUACGCGCUGCGGGGCUACAAGGAGACGCGCUCGCUCGAGGCGGGGCCAGGCGGAGGAGACACGCGCUGGCUCGAGGUGGACCAGGCGGAGAAGGCCUUCUGUGGCUGGGAUACCCGCAUGCCGGGCAACGCCGAGCGGCAGGCGAGCUUCGUCCGAGCGGCCGACGCGCUGCUCGCGGUGGCGGGCGGCGGCGCUGCGGCGAUGCACCAUUGCACGCACUACCGGGGCGGGCAGGGGGAGGUGCUGCAGUUCACGAACCUCGGCCAGUCGUGCGAGCGGCACGAGGUGCUAGCGAGCCGCGAGCGGCUGCCCGCGGAGGUGCAGGCUCUCCCCGCCGGCUCCGACCUGAUGGUGACCUUCGCCACCGGCUCCGUCUCGACGAUGGCUCGCAACUGGGCGAGGACGACGCGUGCGGCCGGCGUCGACGCGAUCCUGAUCGGCGCGCUCGACGGCGAGAUGAUGGAGGCGUGCGGCGCGCACAAGCUGCCUUGCAUCCUCAUCGAGGGCGGGGACGUGUCGGCGGCGCUCAAGCAGCGCGCGACCGGCAACGUGCGGUCGGACCCGAAGCUGUACCCGAAGAUGAGCGUGCUCAAGGUGGGCUUCUACCGCGAGCUGCUCUCCUUCGGCUACAACGUGUGGGCGUGCGACGCCGACGCCGUCUUCAUGCAUGACCCGCGCCCGCUGAUGGCGGAGCGCAACUAUGCCCUCGCAGACAUCGCCAUCGCCACCGACUGCAUCGAUAUCCCCCUCGACUCUCGCUCGCCGCUGAUGCACUGCGACUUCAACACCGGGCUCGUCUACCUGCGCUCCAAGCCAAACACGAUCGAGUUCGCGGAGCUGUGGCGAGAGACGGUCGCCAACGCAAAGGAGCACCGCAUCAGAGACCAGGCCGCCUUCAACAUGCUCACAAAGGUGCGCCCGCCCACGCCGCUGAGCAUUGAGGGCAGCCGCGUCGAGCGACUCUUCUCCGUCACCGCCGGCGCCGACGGGGCCGACUUUCGGCUCGCGCACGCGCACACGCUGCCCGGCGCCCCCUCGCCCAUGUCGGUGCACAUGACGUACCAGUUCGCCGAAGGGCACUCCUUCGCGUACGGCAAGCGGCAGCGGCUGAGAGAGCACGGCCUCUGGCUCGUCGACCCGGACGAGUACUUCAACGGCAAGUACGUGACCGCCUCGGCCGAGCACGCCACGCUGCCGCGCAAGGAGAUGGGCGAGCGGGUCGACUCGCGCGACGCGGUCAAGUACCACCUGGAGGAGGCGAGGCACCGCACGAACGUGAUCCGCGCGCUGCUCGGCAUCGGAAAGGCGCUCGGGCGGGAGGUGAUCCUGCCGCGGAUGCUUUGCUACUGCGACUUCAUGUGGAAGGAGAGCCGCGCCGCUGCCGCGUCGGGCCUUCCUUUCACAGCCAUUCACCGGCACCCGCAUGAUUCGCAGGAGAUGCGCAACUGCCGCGUCGGGGGGGCGGAGACGAUGCGGCUGCCGUUCGACUGCCCGAUGGACCACGUGCUCAACACGCCGAGCUUCUUCGGCGACUUCCACAAGAACGGGACCGAGGGGCGCACCGCGCUCGGCGUGGGCGUGCGCGAGCCAAACUUUCUGCUCAACCCGCGCGUGCCUGCGGCGGUGCGAGAGUCGGUGGCCAAGGCCGCGCUCGGCAAGGGGCUCAACGACGCGCAGAUCUCGCAGGCGCUCGCCCCGCACGCGGCCGCGUCGAUCAUCGAGAUUGACGACGUGGUUGGCACGUUUUGCGGGUUCGCCGACGGGGCGGCGAACCGCGAGUUUGCGGAGCGCACGAAGCAGAUGCUCACCUACAAGCGCACCCCCUUCUGCAUGAUGGAGGGCUCCGACAACGCGCCGCUCUUCUCGCAGUGCUGCUCGCCGCGCAAGCCGGGCGACAAGUUCUUCCCGUGCAUCCACGGCUUCGACGACCCGGACCCGCUGCCCGCGUGUGCCGCCGGCCGAUGAGGCAUCGCCGCCGCCGGCAUACCAGCGCGCCGCGCCGCCCUCGCGCCUCCCGUCGUGCCACGCCGCCUCCACCGACGCCCCGCUGCGUGCACAACAUUGCCUCUGGCCCAGGCUCUUCUCAGACCACUUCUGGCCCACUUGUGCGCUCUCUGAUCCGCUCUCUCUCUCUGAUGACUUUGAUCCAUUGCCAAUGGUUCCGCACCGUUUGUCGCACCAAUGUGAACACCUUUGAUUACUUGAAGAUUGUGGUCUGACAUGAGCGUUCAC
Molecule: messenger RNA, 2253 nt
Organism: Emiliania huxleyi CCMP1516
Lineage: Eukaryota; Haptophyta; Isochrysidales; Noelaerhabdaceae
Exons: 5
Coding region: 1-1986 (661 amino acids)
Biological process (GO): cell wall pectin biosynthetic process
Cellular component (GO): Golgi apparatus
Molecular function (GO): arabinosyltransferase activity
Source: RefSeq, a predicted model, not a curated record